Solanum tuberosum (potato) is the source of this 297-nucleotide messenger RNA. Its product is annotated as 60S ribosomal protein L2, mitochondrial-like. Lineage: Eukaryota; Viridiplantae; Streptophyta; Magnoliopsida; Solanales; Solanaceae. Bases 1 to 297 code for a protein of 98 amino acids. The transcript is spliced from 2 exons. The record is from RefSeq and is a predicted model, not a curated record.
AUGACUUGCGCGAAUGACGUUUUCUUCUCUACCCUCUCCUCAACAAAGGCCAAGGGAGAGACUGCAACCCAUUUCUUUGGUAGCUCUUUUGAUUUCCCAAGGAUAGCAGUAACUGGGUCAAAGCCUGCUUUCUUCGCUUCGCAAAUGAGAGAGGAAGUCAGAGGAAAAAUAACAUACAAGCACGGAAGCGUAUGGAUUGAAACUUUAGACGCAUACAAAUUAGCACGCCCAGUGGGACAAUCUUUACCUAUCAUCUCUUCUCUUCAAGAAAAUCAAAGUUCAAAAACGCCGAGAUGA